UUGGGACAGACUGCCCGACGCUAUGCCAGAGGAAGAUUUAUUACAACAUGAGAUGGAGGCUGGGGUGGUAAUCUCUGAGGUUCUCACCUUACCUCAUUCUCAGGCUAGAGAUUUUGUGGAAUUGUUACCGACUGAAACAACAAUCAAUGACAGCAGAGCAACGGCUGGUUCUUCACCACCACCCAUCCAAGAACAAGUGCAAGAUGCCCCUCAGUCGCCAGUACUACAAAUGACAGUACGUGGCAGAAGGACAGAAACUGUUGCAUCAUCAACACCACCACUGCGACAGAGACCCAGAAGAAAGAGGAAUCUGAAUCCUCGCCAAAGUGUUUCUGAGCAAUAUAGUGCAGCUCGACGAGAAUUUCUAGCAGUUGCAGAAGCAAAUGCUGCUACAAUGAAGAUGCUGGCAACUGCUGCUCAAGCGCAAGCAGAUGCUGCCAAGAUGCAGGCUGAGGCAGCCAAGGUACAAGCCGAGGCGACGCUGCAAUUGGUAAAAGUCGGAAACAAAAUAGCUGACGCAAUAAAUAAUUACAUAAAUAAAAAUAAUAAAUGAUAUAAAA
Messenger RNA from Helicoverpa armigera (cotton bollworm), 560 nucleotides. RefSeq lists its product as uncharacterized. The coding region runs from base 23 to 553 and encodes 176 amino acids. The transcript is spliced from 7 exons. Lineage: Eukaryota; Metazoa; Arthropoda; Insecta; Lepidoptera; Noctuidae. The record is from RefSeq and is a predicted model, not a curated record.